This is a messenger RNA of Epinephelus moara (kelp grouper), 2156 nucleotides long. Its product is annotated as protein FAM133A-like. Lineage: Eukaryota; Metazoa; Chordata; Actinopteri; Perciformes; Serranidae. Bases 96 to 632 code for a protein of 178 amino acids. The transcript has 7 exons. The record is from RefSeq and is a predicted model, not a curated record.
UGGUUUGGCUGUUGGUUUGGCUGUUGGUUUGGCUGUUUGCAUUGCUGUGAUUCUAAUACUUCUCUUUUUUGUGUGGAAAUUGAGACAAAACCAAAAUGCUUGAAGACAAACUAGCUAAAACCACGAAUCAGCUCCAGGAUGAGGAGCAGAAGAGGAAAGACGCAGAGAAGGAAGUGGAAAACCUCAGGACAGAGCUGAAGAACGUCAAACAAGCAAGUGACAGGUGCAAAGAAGAGCUUGUGGAGACUCAAACCAAACUGGAGAAAAGGAAUGCAGAGAUCAGGGAUCUGAAGAAGGAGGGAGACAAAUUUAAGAGGCAGCUGAGUAGGAAAGAUGCAGGGAAACCACCGAUUCCAGAGAAGAAGCUGAUGAACAAGAACAGGGAGGAGGAGGAGAAGAAGAAAGGAGGCGAGGAAGCUCAGAAUGACGAUGCAACUUUCAAGACGUCAGAGGACUUGGAGAGCAAGAACAAGGAUGAGCAGGAAACAGAAGGGGGAGCUGAGAAAGAAUCGGAGACCCAGGCCGAGGUGGGGACAAGUGAAGAAAAAGUGUCGAAGCCGGAGAAGCCAGAGACAGAGUGUGAGACCUCUGAGGAAAAACUUGAGGCAACAACAGACUCAAAAGAACAAUAACAGCAGACAGCAACAUCAGAAGAAGCAAAAUAGGUUUAAAAUAAUUAGCUCAUGCUUGUGUUACGCAUCCCAAGGCUGGUAGACAGUUACAAAUGAUGCCUUUUAGUUUGUAACUCCAGCUCCAAGACUAAAAUGUUUUCCUAGCAAGAAUUAAAAAAAAACACAGAAAUAAUAAAAUAUUAAAGCUAUACUGCACCCACAAAAUGACCAAUUUUAAAUGGUCUUGCCAUGUUACCUAGAAUUUGUGCAGAACACUGUUUUUCUUGAUGCCUCCAUGGAACCUCACUAAAACCGUACUACAGGGCUCGAAAGGGUGACGUAGCGGAAGUGGAAAAACCGCAGUGCUUAGCGGGCGAUUGGAAAGUCUGUUUACGUUGUGCGACGCUACAGUUAUGUUUUGUUGUUGUUCUUUUAGCGAAUUAACAUUAACGUUAGCGAGUAGUUAACUGCCACAAUCCUUCUCAAGAUCGCUACGGAAAAGGAUCGAUGGGCUGAGAUUUUUCUCCUUUCCCACUUGGAAACAAAGCCAGGGACCUCGGAUCUCUGAGCUAACCAAGAGGCGCCGAAUGGCUUGGAUAGCAGCCGUGAGACAACCAAACCUCACUUUCAGCAUUCGUUCACUGCAUUAUCACAGCGGUAAGUUAGAAUCAAAGCAUGUGUUGCGUUGUUUCAUACGUAGCAUUUAGUAGGCUGCUAGCGUUAGCCAAGCUAACAUUAGCCGAGAGCAGCAAACAAAGGAAAAUCAAAGCACACCCUCUCUCUUUCUCUCUCUCUAUCUCUCAACUUGGCAUUCCUAAAUUCAUCGCCGGUGUAGUCGCUUAUUCCGUUGACAAGAUAGAGGACUAGCUCCGCUUCAGACAACGGCGGCAGGUCAUCUAAAUUCUGAGUCCAGCUUCGGUGCUCGUAAGGAUCCACUCCACCUAUUUUCCUGAUUUUUCGAGGUACUGUUUGACAGACUUCUCCUUAGCCUGGUCCAUUUUUUUGUUGUGUUCCUUCUCGCUCCUCGCUUCGCUUCUUCGGUCUUUUACCAACGUAAACAAACAAUAAUGACCGCAAAAAUGGCUCUUGUGACCCACAAUGCAUUGGGCAAUCACCUGCCCUUUUGAGCCCUAUAUAAACUGUUUUCCGUGGAGGCAUGAGAAAAAAACAACAACGCUUUCUUCACAAAUUCAAGGAAACACUGCGUGACUACUUGAUUGACAAAUGGUCAUUUUGUUUUGUGGGUAAAGUAUUCCUUUAACGUUCCAAAAAUAAACCCAAAAGUGAUCACACAUUUUGAUUUUAUAGCAUGCUCAUUUUUAGCUAUUUUUUACCCUUUUAAUCUGCAGUUGGCUUGUAACCUUUGUUUUUAGUUUUUAGCUAUGGUUUUCAUUAAAUCUUCCCACCAUCACUGUAAUGCACAAAGUCAAUAUUCAUCUAACAUAGAGCGGAAAAGACUAAACAAAACAAAAGGCCAUGUUUUAUUUUGACUUUGUGAAAUUAGCCUCCUUUAGAGACCAAAUCAUGAUGUUUAUUUUUGUUUUA